AGGAACUAAGACUAUUACGAAUUUUCCAUUGCUUUCCCAACAAUUGACGGCCUAAUCUCAAGUUUCCACUGUAUAUGUUUAUGUUUAUAAUAUAAAAUAUUAUAUAUAUAUAUAUUAAUUCAUUGUCUUAAGAAAGAAAAAAGGGAAAAGAGAAAAACGUCGUAGCGGGUGGCGCACGAUAGUCGUAAAGAGUUGAGGUGGUGUCGUAUAAACCUUCAUAAACAAAACUGUAGUACUUUUAAUACAGUACCUUUUCUCCAGAAAUUUCUUAGCUCACCUCCUCCAAGAUCUGGUCCAUGAUCGGCGCUGUAACAAGAGUAAAAUAGUGAAACAUUGAGGUUUCCAAAUCUGGGAGUGAGUUAGGCUUGAUUGUGGUAUGUGGGCACGCCAACGUGAAACUUCCUCGAUGUACAAGCGUACGACGUCGAGAGAUUAUUCUGAUUCUCUUGAUGUGGAAUCAAGAGAUUAUAUGAAUACUAUGGAGGAAGCUAAAUCUGCUCUUUUACAGGACGAUGUGGGUAUAGAAACUUCAAAUCCUUCAUGGAAGCUUUCUUUUCCACAUGUUGUGGUAGCAACCAUAUCUUCAUUCUUAUUUGGCUAUCAUCUUGGAGUAGUAAAUGAACCACUUGAAAGCAUCUCUGUUGACCUUGGUUUCAGUGGUAAUACAUUGGCAGAAGGUCUGGUGGUGAGUACAUGUUUGGGCGGAGCCUUUAUUGGAUCUUUGUUCAGUGGUUGGAUUGCUGAUGGACUUGGACGUCGUAGAGCAUUUCAGCUGUGUGCACUGCCUAUGAUUAUGGGCGCUGCUAUGAGCGCAACAAGCAAAACCCUUGCCGGCAUGCUUUUAGGAAGGUUAUUUGUUGGGGCUGGUAUGGGUUUGGGACCUCCUGUUGCUGCUCUCUAUGUAACUGAGGUUUCACCUUCUUUUGUAAGGGGCACUUAUGGAAGCUUAAUCCAAAUUGCUACAUGCCUUGGGAUCAUGGGGGCUCUUUUUGUUGGAAUCCCUGUCAAAGAUGUUGCUGGCUGGUGGCGCGUUUGUUUUUGGUUAUCUACAAUUCCAGCAACAAUACUUGCUAUUGCCAUGAUUUUCUGUGCGGAGAGUCCAUCUUGGCUUUACAAGCAAGGAAGAACUGCUGAAGCGGAAGUUGAAUUUGAGAGGCUUUUUGGAGCAUCACAUGUAAAUGUAGCAAUGACAGAGUUGGCCAAGUUGGACAGGGGAGAUGAGGCAGAGUCUGUUAAGAUUUCAGAAUUGCUAUCUGGUCCCCAUUUUAGAGUUGUUUUUAUUGGGUCAACCCUAUUUGCUUUACAACAGCUAUCUGGUAUAAAUGCUGUGUUUUAUUUCUCUUCGGCUGUUUUUAAGAAGGCGGGAGUAUCAUCAAGCCUUGCAAACGUCUUCAUAGGGAUUGUGAACUUAACAGGAUCAGUCAUUGCAACAGCAUUGAUGGAUAAGCUAGGAAGGAAAAUUCUUCUUCAAUGGAGCUUCUUUGGGAUGUCAAUGGCAAUGGCAGUUCAAGUCGCGGCGGCAACUUUGGCGUCAGAGACUGGAUCUUUGUACCUUUCUGUUGGUGGUAUGCUCAUGUUUGUAUUCACAUUUGCUCUAGGCGCUGGUCCAGUUCCUGGUCUUCUCCUCUCAGAAAUAUUUCCAAACCGAAUUCGAGCAAAAGCUAUGGCCUUUUGUAUGUCGGUGCAUUGGGUGAUAAAUUUCUUUGUUGGACUGCUUUUCUUGCGAUUGCUUGAGCAACUUGGGCCGGGACUCUUGUAUUCAAUCUUUGCUACCUUUUGCAUGAUGGCGGUUGUGUUUGUGAAAAGAAACGUGGUGGAAACCAAAGGAAAGUCACUUCAAGAGAUUGAGAUAGCGCUUCUUCCUCAGGAUUAGAGAUUAGAAAAGGAAAAGGCUCAACUGGUGGUGUGGUGCUGGGGAGUACCUAAGUGAUAACUACUCUUAAACGUUGUCAACUUAGCCUAGUAGAAAAUUAUAUACACUUACCAAUCGUCGGUCGAAGCAGGAGUUCCUUUUGAUUCGAUGGAACAAACACAUAGUGAGAGUGGUGCAUAUAUUAGAGAUUAGGCAAGAUUACUUUGUCCAUGGACAAUCUUAGUGAACCCUGUUACAUGACUCACAUUGUCACGUGAGUAUAAAACUGUGGGUUUAAAUUAUCCGAAGUGAUUGCUAUAUGGAAAGACAAUUUGAAAGAGCAUUUACAUGCGUUCUUCUUAAUGAAUUGAGUUAUUUA
Molecule: messenger RNA, 2231 nt
Organism: Cannabis sativa
Lineage: Eukaryota; Viridiplantae; Streptophyta; Magnoliopsida; Rosales; Cannabaceae
Product: probable plastidic glucose transporter 2
Exons: 14
Coding region: 377-1873 (498 amino acids)
Biological process (GO): monosaccharide transmembrane transport
Cellular component (GO): membrane
Molecular function (GO): hexose transmembrane transporter activity
Source: RefSeq, a predicted model, not a curated record